AUGUGAUCGAUAUACAUUUGAUUUUACAGAAGUAUAUUUAAACUUGUAGUGACCUGCAACUAAUCAGUUAUUAUAUUUCAUUUAAACACAACGUACAUACAAAUACAAUAAAAAAUAAAAUAUAACAUUUGUUAUUUUAAAAGAAAGUAAAUAAAAUUUGCUUUACUUCUUACUUACUAUAAAUAUUUAGUGUUCUAAAAUAAUACAAUUAUGUAUUAAAAUCAAUAUACAUAUGUUCCCAGAAAGAAAUAUGACGAAGGGGAAAUCGAUUAAAGUCAUAGAAGGCAAAGUGCUCAACUUCGACCAUCUCAUAUUUUGGGUGGGAAAUGCAAAAACAGCAGCUAGUUAUUUCGUGACUCGCUUUGGUUUUAAGCCGUUCGCAACUCGGGAACCGACUGAAGGCAAGCCGGUGUUGUCCCACGCAGUGAAGCUCAAUCAGAUAACCAUUGUAUUUGAAUCACCAACCACUGCGGGCGGCACAUUAGUGAAAGAUCUCGAGGCUCACGGGGAUUUUGUAAAGGAUGUGGCUUUUGAAGUAGAGGCAUUGGAUGAACUGGUGCGACGUGCCAGAGAUGGUGGCGCUAAGCUAGUAGCUGACGUAACUGAAGAGAAAGAUGAAGACGGAGUUAUCAGAUACGCGAUUUUAAAAACAUACGGCGAUAAUACGCACACGCUUAUAGACAGAUCAAAAUACAAAGGGCUGUUUCUACCUGGAUAUAAAACAGUCGAGGACGAUCCUGUCAACGAUCUUUUACCACUUACGAAUUUAAUGUAUAUUGACCACGUUGAAGGAAAUAUGGCUGAUGGAACCUUAGCAGACUCUGUAGCUUGGUAUGAAAAAAACCUCAACAUGCACAGGUUUUGGUGUGUAGACUACAAUCAUGAUAUUGUCCCGUAUUCUUGCAUCAAUUCAGCGUCUGUCAUCAAUAAAAAUGAAACUGUGUUGUUGUCUAUGAACGAAGCUGCCAAAGGGUUGCGUGUCAGCAAAGCCACUGAAUUCGUCAAGGCCCUUGGCACAUCAGGUGUGGAGCAUGUAGCUUUGUAUACCGACGAUAUCAUUACCACGAUGCGUAACCUGAAAGCACGAGGUGCUGAGAUUCUAGCUUUCCCUCCAACAUACUAUGAUGUUAUAAAAGGGAAAUUAAAAGGCAGUUCUGUGAAGGUGGCAGAGAGUCUCGACGCCAUGAAGGAGUUUAGUAUACUUAUAGACUUUGACGAUAGAGGAUAUAUGCUGCAAGCCUUCAUGAAGCACUUACAACCGCGACCCACUCUUUUCAUAGAGAUAUUGCAGAGAAGGAACCAUAGAGGUUUUGGCGCUAUGAACUACCAAUGGGUCUUUGAAGCAAUCGAACUUCUUGAGGCUACAUCCGAAAAUAAACUAAAAGAAAAAGCCGUCGACAACAAAUCUUAGAGUUAUCUAUGAUAUUAAAAAGCAACUCAUUGUACUUAAUUCUGCAAAUAUAUUACAAUACAAUAAAAUACAUAUAAUCUCUACAAUUAAAAUUCUUUAUUUUUUUAUAAAAAG
This is a messenger RNA of Diatraea saccharalis (sugarcane borer), 1525 nucleotides long. NCBI's taxonomy places the organism in Eukaryota, Metazoa, Arthropoda, Insecta, Lepidoptera, Crambidae. The record is from the annotation of a GenBank genome assembly.